GCGUGCACACCACGUGACCCAGUUACGUCACGCCCGCGCUAGCAGUCACAAGAUGGCGGAGAGUGCGGAACUAAAGCAAAUGGUGAUGAGCCUGCGGGUGUCGGAGUUGCAGGUUCUUUUGGGUUACGCUGGUAGAAACAAACAUGGGCGAAAACACGAGCUCUUGACCAAAGCCUUAUAUCUUCUGAAAGCCGGCUGCAGCCCCGCCGUCCAGAUGAAGAUCAAGGAGCUAUACAGACGACGCUUCCCAACCAAGCUGGUGUCUCCAGCCGAGCUGGCCCUGCCCGGUGUUCACCCCGCUGCUGCCAACCUUCCCCACGGCCUCACUCAGCUGGGGUUUGAAGGGCAUGGAGCACCCCCAUCCCCACUGCUACCCAUCUCCCUUCUCGGGCCCAAACAUGAGCUGGGUCUGCCCCACCUUCCCAACAACCUGCAUCCUGUACAUCCUGACGUCAAACUACAGCGGCUUCCCUUUUAUGAUGUACUGGAUGAGCUCAUUAAACCGACGAGUCUUGCUUCAGAUAACAGCCAGAGGUUUCAGGAAACGUGUUUUGCCUUUGCGUUGACGCCACAGCAAGUCCAACAAGUCAGCAGCUCAAUGGACAUAUCGGGGACCAAAUGUGACUUUACAGUUCAAGUACAGUUACGGUUUUGUUUAUCAGAGACAAGCUGCCCUCAGGAGGACCACUUUCCCCCAAAUCUUUGUGUUAAAGUUAAUGGAAAACCAUGUAAUCUCCCAGGAUAUCUCCCUCCUACCAAAAAUGGAGUGGAACCAAAGAGGCCCAGCAGACCCAUUAAUAUUACCUCACUGAUCAGGCUGUCCACAACAGUACCCAACACAAUUGUUGUGUCGUGGACCUCAGAAAUUGGACGGAGUUACUCUAUGGCGGUGUACCUGGUCAAACAGCUGUCAUCUACAGUUCUGCUGCAGAGGCUACGAGCCAAAGGGAUCAGAAACCCAGAUCACUCCAGAGCACUCAUAAAGGAAAAGCUAACAGCAGACCCUGACAGUGAAAUAGCGACCACCAGUCUAAGAGUGUCAUUAUUAUGUCCGCUGGGAAAGAUGCGGCUGAUGAUUCCGUGUCGAGCGUUGACGUGUUCACACCUGCAGUGUUUCGAUGGUACGCUCUACAUCCAGAUGAAUGAAAAGAAACCCACGUGGGUUUGUCCUGUUUGUGACAAAAAAGCACCCUAUGAACACCUCAUCAUUGAUGGGUUGUUCAUGGAGAUAUUGAACAGCUGUCUAGAUUGUGAUGAAAUCCAGUUUAAGGAAGAUGGCAACUGGGCCCCCAUGAGGUCGAAAAAGGAAGUGCAGGAAGUGUCUGCUUCAUACAAUGGCAUAGAUGGAGGGUGUCACACAGCGCUACCAGAACAGAACUCUCAAACAAACGGCAACAAUGGAGGCAGCAACAAAAAAGUGGAAGUGAUCGAUUUGACUCUUGACAGCUCAUCUGAAGAUGAGGAAGAUGAAGAACCCCCUCUGAAGAGAAGCUGUCCUUCACUAUCCAGCAUCUCUCCUCAGAUCGAUAAAGGAGUCCUGAAUCUCCAUUCACAAGCAUCUCCUGUGAGUCGAACUCCCAGCAUGCCACAAGUGGACACCAAUUACAUUCCCCCACCUCCCCCUUUAAUUCAGGACUACCGCCACUACUACUCCACGCCCACUGACCUGUCAGAUCUCAACUUUUUUCCUUUUUUACAAGGGGAGAAUCAUCAGCAUUACAACAUGGUGAUGGCAGCGGCUGCGUCAGCUUCUGAAGAUCAUGACCUUCUCUUGAGUCGCUUUCUCCCGUACGGCUCAUCUCAGCUUUUCCUGGACCCACCCUCCACUCCCGUAAGCAGCACCCUCCCCCCUAUCAACGGCGGCAGUACCGGCAGCCUGGUCUCUUCCAACAGCCUGCGGGACAGCCUGGGACACCCACAAGCCCCCCGCCCCGCCUCUGAAUCAGGUCCAACAUCUGCUAUUUAUGGCUCCAUAUCAGACGUCAUCUCGUUAGACUGACCUGGGACCAGAUCCUCACAUGAGAACUAGACUGAAGAGACUUCCUAACAUUGGGAUAGAAACAGGACAUACAGGAUGACUGAAGGGUGUUUUUGUAAACGAUGAUAAUCGUUGCUGUGUACAGAGAACAAAUAUAUUUUUUGUUUCACUUUUGUAUAUAACUAUCUAUCUAGCCAUCUAAUGUAUAUGUAAACUUGAAAGAGUUUUUUCCGGCUUGCUGAGUUACUUUGAGUUUUAUCUCUUUUGAAAACUGAAGAUAUUUUUCCCUCACAGCUCGGUGAAAACUUUUUAAUAUCCCCAUCUGUAUACUACGUCUGAUUCCACAGUGCACAAUGGCUGUAUUUGGACUGCCUCCCAACAAAACUUGACUGGACAGUCCGCACCGUGUUUCCUUCAAACAAGCAGGAUUAUCUUGUGUAGUGUUUUACGUGAGGCAUAUGGGGCGUUAAGAAACAUUCCUUCACCUUCAUUCUACCAACUGGAAGUAAAUGCAUUGUUACGGAUUGCCAAUAUCUGACCUCAUCAUUCUUAUGUGAAAUAUAAUUCGAACUACAUUUGCAUCCGCUUUCUUCAUAUUUUUCUUGCUCGAUGCCAAAAGAACACUGUUUAGUGUUGAAGUUUCUAGAGUGAGAGCUUGUGAGUUCAGUGAACUUAAUCAUACACCGUGUAUGGAACGUAAGGAUUUACUCUGCGGCUACCAUGUUUGAUUGUUCGUUCUUUCUAUCCUUUCCUCUCUACCUUACUUCCUUCGCUACACCUUACUUCCAUGUUUCAGAAGGAAUGCAUUUUUGGGAGAUUUAGCAGUGGCGCAGAUGUUAAGGUGUGAGCAUAUAUUUGCUCAUAGACCUCAAACAGGGACUGAGGUAUGUCUUAAUUCUCCAGUCUCAUUUAAUUUAGUCUUCAAUUGUCUGUUGAGUCAUUUGUGUUUGGUACUGUUGGUAUUGUACAAGAGCAAGAGGUCCUAUGGCCACUCUUUAUUUCUUCUGCUGUUGUGUCACGUGUGCCUUGUUUGUGAGUGUGAUUUGUGUGUGAAAGACUGAGCCUGUUAUGUCUUGUGCUUAGUCUAUAGACGGUUUCAUCGGACCUAUGUCUGGGCGGAACUUAACUUCUGGUUUCUGUUUGUUUAACGGUCUGCCUAGUGGCUAAACUGAACUCUGGAACAAAUACCUCGAUGAAAAUAACAAAUAUUUUGGUUUACUUAAUUUGUGGGGAGACGGCGAUCAUGGAUCAAAGCUAUGUGAUGGGAGCUGAUCUGUAAGAUUGUAUACGUUAUAUAGUACACUUUAACAGUAACGUUAGCUCAGUGUUAGGGCUGGGCAAAAUUUUUUAUUUUUCGAUUAAACGUUUUUUAAACGUGGUCGAUUAAAAAUCGAUUAUCAAAGAGCAGAAUCUAUUUUUCUUUCAUAUUUAUUUCCGCAAACAUUGAACGUAAGAUUACCGUUAAUCUAAUUACUAGUCUUCUUCACUAGAUGUCACCCUCUUUUUUGCCUUGCGCGAUGUUACCAAGGAGAGGUGAGCCUGUCAUUCAUUCAGUGCUUAAAAUGGCGGUUUCAUGGUGCUUCAUCGACGUUGAUGCCACCUUCACAUAAAAAGUCAGAGGUAUGGAAGCAUUUUAGAUUUCGCAAGCAAGACGACGACGAUAGUGUUGUGGCUUUUCAUUUCUUUUUAUUAAUUACCCACUUGUAAACUGCUGUUCAUUGUUCUUUUUUAUUAAUAAAGUAUUUGUAUUAAAUCUAUAUUUAUUGAGUUGAAUCGAGAAUCGAGUAUAAAAACCUACCCGAGAAACGGAAUCAGAAAAUUGAAUCGAAAUCGAAUCGAUACGAUAGCUUGUGAAUCGAAAUCGAAUCGAUCUGGAACAUCUGAAUCGAUACCCAGCUUUACUCAGUGUAAUGUUUGAUACGCUUUAGCUAUGAUUUGGUAUACUACUUGUUGUUUAUUUUUAUAUUAUAAUCUAUAGUUAUUGAUUCUUUGCAGAGUUUACCAGAAGUUACGUUUGUUCCACGAAAGCCGUUUGUUUAUGUUGUUACUGCUGAAACCGUCUAUAGUAGGCUGAAGCUCAUGGCACCCAUUUGAAGCUCUUUCCCCCUUCUACAAAUUCAGUGUUUGUAAACAAAUAAUUUGAUUGACUAGCCAAGGUUUGAUAUGUCCUUUCAUGUGCUGCUAGGAGUUAAUAGAGGAAGUUUGUCGCUUUUUAAGUUCAAAAAGUAUUUGAAACAUUUAGUUAGGAAACCUAUAUUGUGUUGUAAAAAGAAGUAAUGUGUUGGAGAGAUGCUCUGUUUGAAGAAAAUAUCUAAAGUUUUUCUUUUCUUUUUUUAUUAUUUCUGCUUAUAGGAAACAGGCUGACUGGUGUGCACGUGCGUGCGUGCGCGUGUGUGUGUGUGUGUGUGUGUGUGUGUGUGUGUGUGUGUGUGUGUGUGUGUGUGUGUGUGUGUGUGUGUGUUUAGCACUAAGCCUUUGCUGCUGUGGCACUCCCAAGGUCCAUGUGCUGUCCAGACAUCCUUGAGUGUAUUUAGGUUUGUAAAUGAGGUAAUUGCGUGUGAAAAAAUUUAGCUAUCACGCUUAGCGUUGUUUGAUGGGCUAAGUCUUGAUAAGUCUCGCUCUAUUAUUUUCAUUUCUCUUUAAACCUCUUAUCAAUUCAUAUUUCCCCCUGAACGUGUUAGAUAUGCUUAGUGUGUCUAUCAGUUGAUUGUGUCUUGCAUAGUUGAUUGGUUGGAAAUGUAAUUGGUCAAGUAAUGAACAAGAUAGCAGCCAUGGAGACAAAAAUAUGGAUGCUGUUAUUGUGUAAUACUGAAUACCAAAUAUACUAUUAUUAUUAUUUAAUCUCUAGCAGUGUUAAUGGUUGACUCUUUACAUUUUAACAAGUAAAUGUUAAAAUGUACAGUUCUCGUCCUUUAUUGUUUUGAUUUGAAAUUAUGUAAAUGGAAAGGUUUGUUAACGAGGUUAAACAAUCUGGGUUUAAUGACACAAGCAGAACUUGAUGACAGUUUCCAUCAAUUUUGGUAAUAGUGAUUAAAGGGAGUGUGUGUGUGUGUGUGUGUGUGUGUGUGUGUGUGUGUGUGUGUGUGUGUGUGUGUGUGUGUGUGUGUGUGUGUGUGUGUGUGUAUGAAUGAGUGUUUUUUGUUACGAUACAAGGCAAAAAUUGUACAGCCUUGGAUGUUCCAGUGAUGUGCAUUUAUGUGUUAAAGUGGAAUCCGCAACAUUACAACAAAAUAAUUUAUAUAUUUUUUAGAUGCUGUGCUACGAGUGGACUUGGUGUCAAGGUCCAAAUUUAUUUUAUUUUCCAUUUCAGUAAGCUGACAUCUAUGCUCACUGCCUUAAACUUCAUCCACUCUGUGUCUGUGGCAUGUUUUAGAGAGAAAAAAGAUUUUUAAGAUGUGGAAGACAUAUUGUACACUAGACCAAUGUCAGUUUGUAUAAAGUACUAAGUGAAAAAAUAUUUAUUACAUGCAUUGAAAGAAAUUGUUUACCUAUUGAAUGUUACAUGUUUAUGUAGACAUUUAGAUGUAAUAAAAUGCAUUGAGCUAACUUUGGUUCGUACAGUGAAUUAUCUCAAUGCCAUUCUGCUUAGUAAUAAAUGUCAGAUUCAUGUGGAAAGUUAAGAAUCUACAUUGAGUAGCCUACAAGGUGAUUGUUCAUUUUUUUUAUCAUCACAACAUAAACCUAUUCAACAACAC
Paramisgurnus dabryanus is the source of this 5673-nucleotide messenger RNA. RefSeq names its product protein inhibitor of activated STAT, 1a (gene pias1a). The record is from RefSeq and is a predicted model, not a curated record. NCBI's taxonomy places the organism in Eukaryota, Metazoa, Chordata, Actinopteri, Cypriniformes, Cobitidae. Gene Ontology annotation, molecular function: zinc ion binding; SUMO ligase activity; transcription coregulator activity. Gene Ontology annotation, cellular component: chromatin. Gene Ontology annotation, biological process: regulation of transcription by RNA polymerase II; protein sumoylation.